UUAAAAAAACUCACGAACAGAUGCUAAAGCUACAAGUAGAACGAUGAAGGUCUAUUUGCUCUUAUAUAAAAUUGAAAACCUCAUCUGUUGAUUUCUAAAGAUUUAUCACCAGACACCAGUCUUCUUAUUGUCAAAUUAUUGCCGCCAUCAAUUGGAAAAUUUUCAAUUAACCUAGAAAGCGCACUUGGCACUCUCCUCAAUUUGUCUCUCUCUCUGAGAUUGAUAAGUGAAGAAUUUAACCCCUCAGCAUUUUUCCCUGUAAAAGUGAGAUUUCUCAAGUAAAUUCAAAAUGGCUCAGAUCCAGUAUUCGGACAAGUAUUUUGAUGAUACCUACGAGUACAGGCAUGUGAACCUUCCACCAGAAGUUGCCAAAUUGCUUCCUAAGAAUCGCCUUCUCUCUGAAAAUGAAUGGCGUGCAAUUGGGGUUCAGCAGAGCCGAGGGUGGGUUCAUUACGCAAUUCACCGCCCAGAGCCUCACAUCAUGCUCUUCAGGAGGCCACUGAACUAUCAGCAGCAGCAGCAGCAGGAAAACCAGGCUGGGGAAAACAUGGUUGCCAAGGGAUGAUUCCUUGCUCAGGUUUUCCACUUUUCUGACGUCUGAUUGUAUUGUUGCUCUCAUAAGCUCAUUUCUGCUAGAAAUGAACCCAUUUUAUGAAGAAAUUUGUGUUCUGGGAGAAUGUCAGAAGUGUUAUAGUGCUGUGGUGUGAAGAAUUUCAAUGUCGAAACUUCUGUUUCAAAGACUUUGAUGUCGAACUGGUACCUGAAAUGUAUUUGUAAUAUUUCAAAUUCACUAUUGAAGCCUUGAUAGUUCUCAGUUGGUGGAUUCUCAUUUAUCUUUUUGCUUUAUCUUGUUCUUGUACCUUCUGGUCCUCGGCUAUUAGUUAAUAAAUUGUUUUUGGGCCCAGCAUUUAGCGUGUGUAUCUCAUUCUCUCUUCUAGAUUUCCAUAAUCUGAAGUGAUGUUGAGAAAGAUACUGAAAUAAUUAGUAAUAUCUUCUGGUGUAGCCAGUCAAUUUCAUCGUU
Olea europaea var. sylvestris is the source of this 1021-nucleotide messenger RNA. RefSeq names its product cyclin-dependent kinases regulatory subunit 1-like. Gene Ontology annotation, molecular function: histone binding; ubiquitin binding; cyclin-dependent protein serine/threonine kinase activator activity. The record is from RefSeq and is a predicted model, not a curated record. NCBI's taxonomy places the organism in Eukaryota, Viridiplantae, Streptophyta, Magnoliopsida, Lamiales, Oleaceae. Bases 290 to 565 code for a protein of 91 amino acids. Gene Ontology annotation, cellular component: cyclin-dependent protein kinase holoenzyme complex; SCF ubiquitin ligase complex. Gene Ontology annotation, biological process: regulation of mitotic cell cycle. The transcript is spliced from 4 exons.